GAGCUCCCUGUGUGAAUGCAUGCCCCAUUGCUUUGCAGGGAUCUUCGCUUUAAUAGAAUCCGGGAGAUCCAGCCUGGGGCGUUCCAGCAGCUGAGGAGCCUGAACACGCUGCUUCUCAACAACAAUCAGAUCAAGAGGAUACCUGCGGGGGCAUUCGAGGACUUGGAGAACCUGAAAUACCUCUAUCUGUACAAGAAUGAGAUCCAGGCAGUGGACAGGCAGGCGUUUAAGGGACUCGUCUCUCUAGAGCAGCUAUACCUGCACUUUAAUCAGAUCGAGACUUUGGACCCGGAGUCAUUCCAGCAUUUGCCGAAGCUGGAGCGGCUAUUUUUACAUAACAACCGGAUCACACACUUAGUCCCGGGGACAUUCAGUCACUUGGAGUCCAUGAAAAGACUGCGCCUGGACGCGAAUGCACUUCGCUGUGACUGUGAGAUCCUGUGGCUAGCCGACCUACUGAAAACGUAUGCACAGUCGGGGAACGCCCAGGCUGCGGCCACCUGUGAGCACCCCAGGGCUCUCCAGGGUCGCUCCGUGGCCACCGUCACUCCUGAAGAGCUGAACUGUGAAAGACCGCGGAUCACCUCGGAGCCGCAGGACGCGGACGUGACCUCAGGGAACACCGUGUACUUCACCUGCAGGGCUGAAGGCUACCCUAAGCCCGAGAUCAUCUGGCUGCGGAACAACAACGAACUGAGCAUGAAGACCGACCCCCGCCUCAACCUGCUGGGUGACGGGACCCUGAUGAUCCGGGACACACAGGAGGCCGACCAGGGCCUCUACCAGUGCAUGGCCAAGAACGCAGCUGGGGAGGCCAAGACGCACGGGGUGACCCUGCGAUACUUCGAGUCUCCAGCUCGGCCUGCUUUCGUGAUCCAGCCACAAAACACGGAGGUGCUGGUCGGGGAGAGUGUCACCCUGGAGUGCAGCGCCACCGGCCACCCUCCUCCGCGCAUCUCCUGGACGCGAGGGGACCAGACCCCCUUGCCGGCAGACCCUCGGGUGCACAUCACGCCUUCCGGCGGCCUCUACAUACAGAGCGUGGUCCAGGCGGACAGCGGGGAGUACACAUGCUUUGCCUCCAGCGGCACCGAGAGCAUCCAGGCCGCCGCCCUCAUCAUCGUGCAGGCACUUCCCCAGUUCACGGUGACUCCUCAGGACAGAGUCGUCAUCGAAGGGCAGACCGUGGACUUCCAGUGCGAGGCCCAGGGCUACCCACAGCCAGUCAUCGCCUGGACCAAGGGUGGGAGCCAGCUGUCCGUGGACAGGCGACACCUGGUGCUGUCGUCAGGGACCUUGAGGAUCUCAGCCGUGGCCCUGCACGACCAGGGCCAGUACGAGUGCCAGGCGGUCAACAUCAUCGGCUCCCGCAAGGUCGUGGCCCACCUGACCGUCCAGCCCAGGGUGACCCCGGUGUUCGCCAGCGUGCCGCGCGACCUGACGGUGGAGGUGGGCACCAACGUGCAGCUUCCCUGCAGCUCCCAGGGCGAGCCCGAGCCGACCAUCACCUGGAACAAGGACGGGGUCCAGGUGACGGAAAGUGGGAAAUUCCACAUCAGCCCCGAAGGGUUCCUGACCAUCAACGACGUGGGCAGUGCAGACGCGGGGCGGUACGAGUGUGUGGCCCGCAGCUCCAUCGGCUACGCUGCCGUCAGCAUGGUGCUCAGCGUGGACGUUCCGGAUGUCAGUCGGAAUGGGGACCCGUUUGUGGCUACCUCUAUCGUUGAAGCCAUCGCGACCGUGGACAGAGCCAUAAACUCCACGCGGACACACCUGUUUGACAGCCGUCCCCGCUCUCCAAAUGACCUGCUGGCCCUGUUCCGGUACCCACGGGACCCAUACACGGUGGAGCAGGCGCGAGCAGGCGAGAUCUUCGAGCGGACCCUGCAGCUCAUCCAGGAGCACGUGCGGCACGGCCUGAUGGUCGACCUGAAUGGGACGGGGUACCGCUACAACGACCUGGUGUCCCCGCAGUACCUCGGCCUCAUCGCCAACCUCUCGGGCUGCACGGCCCACCGGCGCGCGACCAACUGCUCGGACAUGUGCUUCCACCAGAAGUACCGCACCCACGACGGCACCUGCAACAACCUGCAGCACCCUGCCUGGGGCGCCUCGCUGACCGCCUUCGAGCGCCUGCUCAAGCCAGCCUACGACAACGGGCUCAACACGCCCCGCGGCGUCGACCCCCGCCGGCUGCACCACGGCCACCCGCUGCCCGCACCGCGCCUGGUGUCCACCGUCCUGAUGGGCACGGAGGCCGUGAGCCCGGACACGCACUUCACGCACAUGCUGAUGCAGUGGGGCCAGUUCCUGGACCACGACCUGGACUCCACGGUGGUGGCCCUGAGCCAGGCCCGCUUCUCUGACGGGCAGCACUGCAGCACCACCUGCAGCAACGACCCGCCCUGCUUCUCCGUGGCCAUCCCUCCCGACGACCCGCGGGCCCGCAGCGGUGCCCGCUGCAUGUUCUUCGUGCGCUCCAGCCCCGUGUGCGGCAGUGGCAUGACCUCGCUGCUCAUGAACUCCGUGCUCCCGCGGGAGCAGAUCAACCAGCUCACGUCCUACGUGGACGCCUCCAAUGUGUACGGCAGCACGGCCCACGAAGCGCGCGCCCUCCGCGACCUGGCCAGCCAGCGGGGCCUGCUGAGGCAGGGCAUCGUGCAGCGCUCCGGGAAGCCCCUGCUGCCCUUCGCCACGGGGCCGCCCACGGAGUGCAUGCGUGACGAGAGCGAGAGCCCCAUCCCCUGCUUCCUGGCCGGCGACCACCGUGCCAACGAGCAGCUGGGCCUGACCAGCAUGCACACACUGUGGCUGCGCGAGCACAACCGCGUGGCGGCCGAGCUGCUGCGGCUGAACCCGCACUGGGACGGCGACACGCUCUACCACGAGGCCAGGAAGGUGGUGGGCGCCCAGGUGCAGCACAUCACCUACCAGCACUGGCUGCCCAAGGUGCUGGGCGAGGCCGGCCUGCGCAUGCUGGGCCCCUACCGCGGCUACGACCCCCGCGUCAACGCCGGCAUCUUCAACGCCUUCGCCACGGCCGCCUUCCGCUUCGGCCACACGCUCGUCAACCCCGUGCUCUACCGGCUGGACGAGAACUUCCAGCCCAUCCCGCAGGGCCACGUGCCCCUGCACAAGGCCUUCUUCUCGCCCUUCCGCAUCGUGAGCGAGGGCGGCAUAGACCCGCUGCUGCGCGGGCUGUUUGGCGUGGCGGGGAAGAUGCGCAUGCCCUCGCAGCUGCUGAACACGGAGCUCACUGAGCGGCUCUUCUCCAUGGCGCACACGGUGGCCCUGGACUUGGCUGCCAUCAAUGUCCAGCGAGGCCGUGACCACGGCAUCCCCCCCUACCAUGACUUCCGGGCCUACUGCAACCUGUCGGCCGCCCACACCUUCGAUGACCUGCAGAAUGAGAUCAAGAGCCCGGCGAUUCGGGAGAAGCUGAAGAGGCUGUAUGGCUCGCCCCUCAACAUCGACCUGUUCCCUGCCCUGGUGGUGGAAGACCUGGUUCCUGGCAGCCGGCUGGGCCCCACCCUCAUGUGCCUGCUCAGCACCCAGUUCAAGCGCCUUCGAGACGGAGACAGGCUGUGGUAUGAAAACCCAGGGGUGUUCACCCCCGCCCAGCUGACCCAGCUCAAGCAGGCGUCCCUGGCCAGGAUCCUGUGCGACAACUCCGACAACAUCACGCGUGUGCAGCCGGACGUGUUCAGGGUGGCCGAGUUCCCCCACGGCUACGUCAGCUGUGACGAGAUCCCCAGGGUGGACCUCAGGGUGUGGCAGGACUGCUGUGAGGACUGUAGGACCAGGGGGCAGUUCAGCGCUUUCUCACACCACUUCCGUGGCCGGCGGUCUCUGGACUUCAGCUACCAGGAAGACAAGCCCACCAAGAACGCGCGGCCCCGGAGAGUCCUGAGCAUGGGGAGGCACAGGCAGCGUGCCAGCAACACCUCCUCAGCCUCCCAGGAGCACACAGAGGGGCCAGGGAUGGGCAGCUUCAAGGGAUUUGUCCUGGAGAUGCAGAAGACCAUCACAAGCCUCAGGAAGCAGAUAAAGAGGCUCGAGGCUCGGCUCAGUGCCACCGAGUGUGUGGACGCCAGUGGCGAGUCCCACGCCAACAACGCCACCUGGACGAUGGACGGCUGCACGACGUGCGAGUGCAGAGACGGGCAGGUCACCUGCUUUGUGGAAGCCUGCCCCCCUGCUGCUUGUCCGGCACCUGUGAAGACCACAGGCACUUGCUGUCCCGUCUGCCCAAAGGCCACCUCGGAGCCAAAGCCUUAGGCUUGAGGCCUCGCGCAAGUCUGCAGCACCGUGUGACCAGACGCCGAGCCGGAGCUGCAGACCGGGAGGCAGCCGGCUUCAGCCGUUACGGCAUCGUGCAGCCAUGCUGCCCGGACCGCAGGGCGGCACCUCUGCCCGGUGUGCUCGUGGGGACGGCCGCAGAGCAGACACCCCGACAGGGAGGCGCCCAAGCCCGGCUGGGGCGCCGUUUCUCAGGUUUUUAUUUAAUUCUACUAAAACCACAAAUUGGUGCUACUAUUAAACUGCACGGUUGGAUCA
Tupaia belangeri chinensis (Chinese tree shrew) is the source of this 4557-nucleotide messenger RNA. It is a transcript of the gene PXDN, whose product is annotated as peroxidasin. The record is from RefSeq and is a predicted model, not a curated record. Gene Ontology annotation, molecular function: heme binding; peroxidase activity; protein binding. Gene Ontology annotation, biological process: response to oxidative stress. NCBI's taxonomy places the organism in Eukaryota, Metazoa, Chordata, Mammalia, Scandentia, Tupaiidae. The transcript is spliced from 22 exons. Bases 16 to 4278 code for a protein of 1420 amino acids.